UAUCCAGUCACAUCAACUGCUCAGCAGAGCCCCACUGAUUAUGGGUUUUCCACUGCACUUGGGAACAUUGGUCUUGAUGCUCAUCUUCUACAGACAAGUGCAACCAAUGGACAUCUAUGGGGGCAAGGAGGCCGUGCCCCACAGCAGGCCCUACAUGGUGUUAGUGAACAGGACUUCUGGAGCCAAAAUGUGUGAUGGCUUUUUGGUGAGAGAGGACUUCGUGAUGACUGCAGCCCACUGCAAUGACAAAAAUAUUAAGGUCGCACUUGGAGUCCACAAUGUUUUCAACAAAACUGGCGAGGAAAUUCUUGUGAAAAAAACAUUUCCACAUCCAAAUUUCAACACCACAACCAUGGAUAAUGAUAUCAUGCUACUAAAGCUGGAGAAGAAAGCAUCUCUGAACAGCAUGGUGAGACUCAUUGACCUCCCGCAAACGAAUGAUGAGAAGGUGCCCAAGAACUGUCUGGUAUCAGGUUGGGGCAUGUACAAGGAUAAUGAUACUGGCUCCCCCAUGCUGCGGGAGGUCAACAUUACAACUAAAGACGAUAAAUUGUGUUCUGAUCACCAUGUGAUCUGCUCAUCGGGAUCAAAGGGACCUGCGCAGGGAGACUCCGGUGGUCCGUUGGUCUGUAACGAUGUGGCCUAUGGGGUGGUGUCCUACCGAGUACAUCACAACAAUGACAACACCUACAUCUACGUGUGCAUCCCUCAUUUCCUAGACUGGAUCACUGACACCAUGAAGGCUUGAUGGGGCACAGACCGGAAAAAUCUACACCUUCUUUAUUUGACCAACCAUGUGCUUAGCAGAAAGAUGAGGACACUGUCAAGAAUGUCACCUGUUUAUGAUGCAUUCCAAUGGAUUAACUCAGUGCUAAUGUAUUACUUAUUGAAUAUUACUAAGUGGUCACCAAUGGCUUGAGGUAUUGUCCUGCGCAGUAGCUGUUUUAAUAAAUCAUAUGGUGAUUUUAAUAAAUUAAUGGUGUUAUUAAACACA
Messenger RNA from Esox lucius (northern pike), 994 nucleotides. RefSeq names its product granzyme B. The record is from RefSeq and is a predicted model, not a curated record. The transcript has 5 exons. Lineage: Eukaryota; Metazoa; Chordata; Actinopteri; Esociformes; Esocidae. Gene Ontology annotation, molecular function: serine-type endopeptidase activity. The coding region runs from base 41 to 748 and encodes 235 amino acids. Gene Ontology annotation, biological process: proteolysis.